Colossoma macropomum (tambaqui) is the source of this 966-nucleotide messenger RNA. RefSeq names its product galactose-specific lectin nattectin-like. The coding region runs from base 145 to 705 and encodes 186 amino acids. Gene Ontology annotation, molecular function: signaling receptor activity. The transcript is spliced from 8 exons. The record is from RefSeq and is a predicted model, not a curated record. NCBI's taxonomy places the organism in Eukaryota, Metazoa, Chordata, Actinopteri, Characiformes, Serrasalmidae.
GUGGGAUCUGGAGUUUGUGGGGGUGUUCACCACUUUCUGAAGAGUAUAAAACUACAGCACUUUCCCCACAGCAGUACAUCUAAUCACUGAAUCACAAGAGGUUCCUCAUCAAGAACUAUCUGCAGAACCUAAAGAAGAGCCAUUAUGGUUGGAGUGACUGAAAUGUCAUUGCUUUUUGUUCUUUUCAUGGCUACAUCAGCUUCUGGUCUGGUGAUUAAACCUGUAUCAGAGACUGAUUUCAAUGCAUUAGUUAAAGAACAAAUCAGUGAGCCACAAAAGAGAGUGGAUGCUGUGCAGCCAUGUGUGCCCAGCUGUCCGUUCGGCUGGGUGAAGUUUGAUGGACGCUGCUUCAACUACGUUUCCUGGUCUGUGGACUGGGCCUCUGCUGAGGCUCAUUGUUUAAAUCAGGGCGCUAACCUGGUCUCGAUACACAAUGAAAAUGAAUAUCAGACAGUGAAGGCUCUCAUCCGUGCUUAUGACCCCAAGGAGAAUCCCACAUGGCUCGGCCUCAACAACUGUCAGAAGAGGGAUAGCUGGUUCUGGUCUGAUGGGACCAAAUUUGGGUACAGAAAGUGGAAUAAAGAGGAACCCAAUCAUUUGAAUAACGAGUGCUGUGUGCACAUGAACUGGGGUGUUCAGAAGGACUGGAAUGAUAUUCCAUGUAAUCAACCGUAUCCCUUUGUCUGUGUCAAGAGGCUGAGAUGAAACACUGAACGUCAAGAAAAGUGUUCUCAUAACGACCGACACUGUUGAUCUGCCGUUUGUAAACUAGUAGAAAAUGACAUUCGUAUGAUCAUAAUGUAAAUUAAGACUAUUUUUAUUUGGAGUAUGUUUAUUAGAGCACAGCUGAGUGCAUUUUUUAUUUUUUCUCUCUUUGACAAUGUUAAAAACAGAUGUGCAGAGCUACAUCAGAGAUACUAUUCAAAAUAAAGCGUUUUAAAUAAAAACGUUUCUACAAGAUUCCCU